Salvia splendens (bonfire salvia) is the source of this 2524-nucleotide messenger RNA. RefSeq names its product TIM-barrel signal transduction protein. The record is from RefSeq and is a predicted model, not a curated record. Bases 79 to 2343 code for a protein of 754 amino acids. The transcript has 9 exons. Gene Ontology annotation, molecular function: catalytic activity. NCBI's taxonomy places the organism in Eukaryota, Viridiplantae, Streptophyta, Magnoliopsida, Lamiales, Lamiaceae.
UGUAUCAAAUAUACAAACUCAGCUCAACUACCAAUCCCUUCACAUUCACAGAUUUCGUUUGAGGUUUCAGCUUCAUCAAUGGACGAUAUGAAGAACAACAACAUUAUGCAAGUAUUCUGCAUUGGCACAGCUGACACGAAGCUUGAUGAGAUUCGAUUCCUCGCGCAGUCAAUUCGAGACAAUCUCAACCUUUUUUACGCUAAUUCUUCCUCAAAGCUUGUGGUGACUAUGGUAGAUGUAUCAGCUGGUCAAAAAGUUAUUGAGAGUUGUGAUGAUUUUGAUUUUGUGUCGAGAAGAGAAGUUCUCUCCUGCUGUGCUGAAGCAGGGGUGCAUGGCAAUCAGCUUCCUGAUGAUAGAGGCAAAGCUAUUGCUGUGAUGAAUAAUGCUCUUCAGGCUUUCCUCUGCAAGGCUCAUGCGGAUCGAGUUCUUGCUGGAGUUAUUGGACUUGGAGGAAGUGGGGGGACGUCGUUAAUUUCCUCUGCCUUCAGGUCACUACCUCUUGGAAUCCCAAAGCUGAUUGUGUCAACUGUGGCUAGUGGUCAGACUGAACCUUAUGUGGGAACAUCGGAUUUGUUGUUGUUUCCAUCGGUGGUUGACAUUUGUGGCAUUAAUAAUGUGAGUAGAGUUGUGUUGUAUAAUGCUGCUUCUGCGUUGGCUGGAAUGGUGAUUGGACAUCUGAAUUCCAAAGCAUCUGCUGCUACUGCUUCUCAGAAGGGUACGAUUGGUUUAACUAUGUUUGGGGUUACAACUCCAUGCGUCAAUGCUGUCAAAGACAGGUUAGCUCGAGAAGGGUAUGAGACCUUAGUCUUUCAUGCUACUGGGGUUGGGGGGAGAGCUAUGGAGGAUCUAGUUAGAGGAGGAUUUAUACAGGGGGUUUUGGAUAUUACAACAACUGAGGUGGCAGAUUACAUUGUCGGAGGUGUCAUGGCAUGUGAUCCCUCCCGCUUUGAUGCCAUCAUAGAGAAAAAAAUACCUUUAGUUCUCAGUGUUGGAGCAUUGGAUAUGGUGAAUUUUGGAUCCAAAGACACCAUACCUUCUAAGUUUCAGCAAAGAAGGUUGUAUGAACACAAUGAACAGGUUACUCUGAUGCGAACGACAGUGGAUGAAAAUAAGAAAGUUGCUGCAUUUAUUGCAGAAAAAUUGAAUAAGUCGUCAUCUAAAGUUUGUGUUUGCCUGCCAAAGUUGGGUGUAUCGGCAUUGGAUGCACCAGGGAAGGCAUUUCAUGAUCCUGUUGCUACCGGUACACUUAUAGAGGAAAUGCAGAGGCUAAUUCAAACAAGUGAAUGUCGUCAGAUUAAGGUUUUGCCACAGCAUAUUAAUGAUCCUGAGUUUGCAAAUGCUCUAGUGGACUCGUUCUUGGAGAUCUCUACCAAUAUUAAUGAUAUUAGUAGUCAUCCUGUUCAUGAAUCUAUCCAACAAACUCAAAGAAAAACUUCUUCCAGUGUGACAAGUUCCCAGAAUAUCAUUCCCGUUUCAUAUACCUUGAGCAACUUCCCUGAUGCAAAACCAGAAACACUGGAACAAACACGAAAGAUUCUCCAAAAAUUGAAAUAUCAAAUAAACGAGGGCAAACCCAUCAUUGGUGCCGGAGCUGGGACAGGCAUAUCAGCCAAGUUUGAGGAAGUUGGUGGAGUUGAUAUGAUCAUCGUGUACAACUCAGGACGGUUUAGGAUGGCAGGAAGAGGGUCAUUGGCAGGUCUGUUGCCAUUUGCUGACGCAAAUGCAAUUGUGCUUGACAUGGCCAAUGAGGUGUUGCCUGUUGUCAAAGAAGUUCCAGUUCUUGCCGGAGUUUGUGCAACUGACCCAUUCCGAAGAAUUGAUUUCUUCCUGAAACAAUUGGAGUCUAUUGGAUUUGCAGGAGUGCAGAAUUUUCCAACUGUUGGUCUAUUUGAUGGUAACUUUAGACAAAAUAUAGAAGAAACCGGGAUGGGAUAUAGUCUUGAAGUUGAGAUGAUUGCAAAAGCUCAUAAAAUGGGCCUCUUAACAACCCCAUAUGCUUUUAACCAAGAAGAAGCAACGGCAAUGGCAAAAGCUGGUGCAGACAUAAUUGUGGCACAUAUGGGCCUCACGACAUCUGGUUCUAUUGGUGCUAAAACAGCCCUCUCACUCGAUCAAAGUGUAACUCUUGUACAAGCUAUUGCAGAUGCUGCUCACAGGAUCAAUCCCGAAACUAUUGUUCUUUGUCAUGGAGGCCCUAUAUCCGAACCGGGUGAAGCAGAAUAUGUGUUGAAGAGAACUGAAGGUGUUCAUGGAUUCUACGGCGCAUCCAGCUUGGAGAGGCUGCCAGUUGAACAAGCAAUAACAGGUACGGUAAAGCAGUACAAAACCAUAUCUAUUUCUUAAAUUGUCAGCUCCAGUGUUGCUGAUCAGGAUUCAUGUCCUUUGAUGCUUAUCAUGUUGUGGUAUGUACGUAUAUCAUAUGUAUUGGUGUAGUGAAAUAAGUACGAUGACAUUUAAAAAUGUAACAGAGAAAUCGCACUAACCAAUUUUAUACGAAUGAGUUUGAGUUUCAUUUGUCGUAAAA